Molecule: messenger RNA, 2957 nt
Organism: Brassica rapa (field mustard)
Lineage: Eukaryota; Viridiplantae; Streptophyta; Magnoliopsida; Brassicales; Brassicaceae
Product: transcription factor MYB46
Source: RefSeq, a predicted model, not a curated record
UAUAAAUUUAAAUUAAGAAAAACUAACAUUGGAAAAAUAAGAAGUUAAUGUAAAAAAAAACCGACAAAUAAUAUUAUAAAUAUAAAUUUAUAAGACACAAUCCGCGCGGAAAAAAUCUCUAGUGUUUAUAAUGACAGUAUAAUUCUCUACUCAUAAGUCAAAAGGCUGGACUCAUGUACCCUUCUUAUGCGCUUUUAAAUUGCAUUUUGAUAUGAUUUGUUGUUUUGACUACAGUUCUCAAUAACUCUAAAAUUUUGUAUUCGGUUUUUUGUUAUAAAAAUCUUUCCACCUUUCUAGGUUGUGAAACCAAAUUGCUCCAUUUGGAGGACUAAUAAAUUUUAAACAAUGGUUAAAUUAAACAUAUACAAUAAUAAUAUCUUUACGCAUACUGAUGAGUAUAUAGAUUGAGUAAAGACAGAACAUGCGAGAUAAACGUUGGCAUUUCAACUUAUGCACAACAACGACGACCAUUAAGUUCUCCAUCUUUGCAUAUGAGAAUCUAGGAAAGCGUCAAAAACAUGCCUAACAACCAAUGAAACAAAUCAUAGUACAUUGACUUUGUGUUAAUUUUAUCUGCUAAAACCAUAAAUUAAAAACUACUUCUUUCGUUGGAUAAAAAUAUUUACCAACCACAUAAGAAUAAUCAUUGUAAAUGAAUAUAUAAUACUGUUUGCUAUAAGAACGAAUAUACACAUGUAGUAUUAUCAAGAGAUCAAUAUUUAGACAAGCUUAAAACCCAAACACCCCGCGCUUACGCGGGGACUCAUCCCUAGUAAUAUUAACACCUACUACCCUAAACAUUCAUGAGGCAAAGUUUACAAGGAAUUUAUAUGUUAUCGCUAAAUCUAUAUAUAAUAGCGAUUUAUUGUAUGGAUUAAUAUCUUUUUCAAAAAAAAGUAAAAAUUUAUGGAUUAAUCUAACUUUCUUUUUUUGAAUUAUACAGAGAUAUCCAGGCCUCACAGGAAUGAUCCAGACUAGUUACGUGUUGUCACGUGUCAAUCCUCUAUCUCUGGCGAUACUGAAAUGUUAAUUCCUCAGUAACCAGAAUUCGAACACAAAUGAUAGUACUCACAUCUGUAAAUCAUUUACUACUAGAGGUAGAAGCCCGGUUUAAUUAAUCUAACUUUCGUCCUAAGGUCCUUGAAAAAGAGGCAAAAACAAAAAGCGGGAGACAAAAAGGUACGUGAAGAAAUAAAAAUAUGAAGUGAUAACUGAUAAGGGCUUAACGUAAUAAUACUACAACAAAAUCUCUCUACGUACAAACGAGCAACAGCCCAUGUAAUAGAAAGUAGAUAAGACGUCGUUUUAAGGUUAGGUCGAUGAAGAAAUAUCUCAGGCCCCACCCGGCCACCCCUGGGACCCGACCAGACCUUGAUCUCGUCCCUUGUAUAUUUAUCUUUGCUAAAAAAAAAUCAAUAUUUUUUUUUGUUUUUUUGAACUUUAUUUAUCUUCUUUUGGGUUCGCUUUUAAACCCCUCCAUUUCCUCUUCUUCUUUCUUCUAUAGCUAAAAACCCUCAGAAACACAACCCACGAAAGAAACAAAGUGUGCUACAUAUACAUAUAAAAUAUUAAUUUAAGAUAAUUAUUGUGAUUAAGUUGUUAGUUACAACUAAGUUAAUUUGAAGAUCGAGCCACUAAUCAUGGGUCAUCACUCAUGUUGCAACCAGCAAAAGGUGAAGAGAGGGCUUUGGUCACCAGAAGAAGAUGAGAAGCUCAUUCGAUAUAUCACAACUCAUGGCUAUGGAUGUUGGAGCGAAGUCCCUGAAAAAGCAGGGCUUCAAAGAUGCGGAAAAAGUUGUCGAUUACGAUGGAUAAAUUAUCUCCGGCCUGAUAUCAGAAGAGGACGGUUCACUCCUGAAGAAGAGAAAUUAAUUAUAAGUCUUCAUGGAGUUGUAGGAAACAGGUGGGCUCAUAUCCCAAGUCAUUUACCUGGAAGAACAGAUAACGAGAUAAAAAAUUAUUGGAAUUCAUGGAUCAAGAAAAAGAUACGAAAACCGCACCACCACUAUAAUCGUCAUCAACCAUCUAAAACUACUGUGACAUUGAACGUGGAAGCUACAUCAACUGUUACGGCUCUCCCCUCAACUACCACCACUUCGACCAUCGAUAACUUGCAUUUUGAUGGUUUUAUGGAUUCUCCUAACCAACUAAAUUUCCCGUAUGAUCAAGAAACUAAUGCCAAGAUUCAAGAAGCCCUUUUCUCCCAUAAACCUCAUCUUUUCAUGCUAGACACAACACUUCCUGUCCUUGAAGGAAUGUUCUCUCAAAACAUCAUCACAAACAAUAACAACAAUAACAAUGAUUAUGACACACAAACAGGAGGAAGAGGAAGUGUCUUCGAACAAUCAUUUUUAACACAUAACACGGAACAGGGAGAUAUGAACCUUCCUCAACAAGAACGGUUUCAACUUCCUACGAUGGUGUCAAAUUUGUUCAGCAAUUCUACCAAUUCAAAUACCGAGACAGUUACAAGUUACAAACUACCGGCGUUGGUCGGGGGAAAUCUUAAUAACAUCUCCCAAGUUGACAAUAAUAAUGCUCAAGAUGGAGAUAUAGCGUCCACAUUCGAAUGUUUAAGGAAGCAAGAACUAAACUAUGAUGAAUGGAUAAAUUCACAACAGUGCUCUAAUUUUUUCUUCUGGGACAACCUUAACAUUAACGUGGAAGGUUCAUCUCUUGUCGGAAAUCAAGAUCCAUCAAUGACCUUGGGAUCCUCUGCCUUAUCUUCUUCUUUUCCUUCUUCGUUUUAAAUUAAUGAAUCAAUCACAUGAGAGGAACUCAUGCUAAUUUGUCUAUAUAUAAGUUUGUUUCUUUUGUUUUUUUAUUAGAGGUUGUUUUCGGACGAUAUUUACUUUCAAGCUGAUGUUGUAAUGAGUGUUCUAAAUUGUUGAUGAGGAGAUGGUGUGAAUAUAUGUUUGUGUUGUUUUCUAGCUCAUGGCUUUACUUUUAUCCCUAAA